AUGCCGAGGCCAUCACUCUCUGGCCCAUCAUGGUCACCUGCAACACCUCAAGGGUCCUUCGUCACCGCGCCCUUUUCUCAGCCACAAUAUAGUCAAACGCCGAUUCCGCCUCCCAAGAUUCCAGGCCACCCGACACCAGUAGUGCCGCCACGUCAGGCACCGUCAGCAAUCGCACCGCAAGUUGCACAAGACCCUAUGGUCCCGGCUUUACGAGCUGCGCAGGCUGAAGGCGAGAUGAAGGCUCGUCAAGUCCUUGGUCCUCUAUUUUCCAGUUCUACAGUUGCUUUCCUACUUCCUCAUGCCGCUCGUAUGAAAGAGGGCGAGUGGACUGCUGUUCGUAGAGCUCUAGAGCGUGACCCGCGAGCUCGUGACGAUUUACAACUUCUGAGCAAGCUUUUGACUGAAGAGGGCAACAAUCACCGUAAGAAUGGUCCGCAGCCCAACCCAGCUCCAUCUAGUGUCGCCCAGACUACGCUUGCCGCAACGAUUGAAGGCUCUGCGCCAGCGGUGCAGCCUAAUACAUGA
Molecule: messenger RNA, 525 nt
Organism: Daldinia childiae
Lineage: Eukaryota; Fungi; Ascomycota; Sordariomycetes; Xylariales; Hypoxylaceae
Exons: 1
Coding region: 1-525 (174 amino acids)
Source: RefSeq, a predicted model, not a curated record